This is a messenger RNA of Papaver somniferum (opium poppy), 485 nucleotides long. RefSeq lists its product as uncharacterized. The transcript is spliced from 4 exons. Lineage: Eukaryota; Viridiplantae; Streptophyta; Magnoliopsida; Ranunculales; Papaveraceae. The record is from RefSeq and is a predicted model, not a curated record. Bases 44 to 355 code for a protein of 103 amino acids.
UGUAAACAUUUGAAACUCACGGAAAAAUGAAUUUUGUAACAGAAUGCUUCAAAAAGAAAGAAAAAAUAAAAGAAAAAAGAAAAGAAAACAAAAGAAACUUGAAAAAGCAAUUCAGUUGUCUGAAACUGGAGCUAAUUUAUCAUCAUCAUUUGCCCCACCUGAAGAAAGUAGUCCUCCUUUGGCUGAUCAAAGUCCUAGAAGAGAAAAAGGUAUUUCCAGUUCUGGGCAAGGUAGUGGAAGAAGUGAAGAGGUGCUAGACCCAUUACCUGUGAGGAAGAUUCAUUUGAUGAUCCCUUAUAUAGAGCCGCUGCAAUGGGACAUCCUUCCCUCGAACCUAGUUCCAUGGUCGCACUAGGUGCGACAUCAACAGCAGACAACUCCAGAGAUGAUCUUGCUCUUUUCCAUUGUCCCCCUUUCAUCAAGAUAAAACAAGAGGCCGCAUAUCAGAACAAGUGGCUUCUAGUGAAUGUGGAGUCCAGUAAAAA